AUGUCUCCAUUAAACAUUGCUGUCGUCGGUACUGGUAUCUUUGCAACUGAUGCCCAUUUACCAGCCAUUCAAAAUAUUCCAAACUUAAAAGUUACUGCUGCUUAUAACAGAACUAAAGCCAAAGCUGAAGUUUUCGCUAAGAAAUCAGGUGCUGCUAAAGUUUACGAUAGUUUAGAAGAAGUGUUCGAAGAUAAAGACGUUGAUUUCGUCGAUGCUUUAUUACCAGUUCAAUAUAACUUAGAUGCUGUUAAAUUAGCCGUCAAACAUAAUAAACCAAUUGCUUUUGAAAAACCAAUUGCUGCUAAUUUAACUCAAGCUAAAGAAAUUGUUAAAAUAUCUGAAAGUACUGAUCUUCCAAUUUUAGUUUUAGAAAAUUUCACUUACUUAAAGGCACUUACCGUUAUUAAAGAUAUUAUCCCAAAAAUCGGUGAAGUUCUUUCUUUCACUUAUAGAUACACUGGUCCAUUCAAUGCUACCAACAAAUACAUGUCUACUCCUUGGAGAAUGAGUCCUGAACACGUUGGUGGUUACCUUUCCGAUGGUGGUGUUCAUCAAUUGGCCGUUUUAACUGAAGUUUUAGGUCCUGUUGAAUCUGUCAGUGCCUUAACCAAACAAGUUAGAGAAUUAAGUGGUGCUGAUGAUAUCUUAUUCUCAACUUUCAAAUUAAAGAGUGGUGUCAUUGGUACUUUUACUUAUGGUUCUGCCUUUGGUGCUACUGACAAGACCAGUACUUUCACUAUUUACGGUACUGAUGGUUCAAUUGAUUACAAUUUCUCUCCAAGUUUAACCAACCCAACCAUCACUUAUCAAACUGGUUCUUCUAAUGCUGAUCUUUCUGAAAAGACUGUCAUUGAAAUCGAAGAAAAUGCUACUAUCGAAGAAGAAUUCAAAAAUAUCGCUGCUUCUGUCGCUUCUAAAGACAAAUCAGUUCUUAAUGUUCCACCAAGAAAAGCUUUCCAUCAUUUUGCCAUUGUUGUUGCUGCUAUCGAAAGUUCAAAGAAAAACGGUACAUCUGUUACAGUUGAAACUCCAUAA
Messenger RNA from Scheffersomyces coipomensis, 1035 nucleotides. RefSeq lists its product as uncharacterized. The transcript has a single exon. The coding region runs from base 1 to 1035 and encodes 344 amino acids. The record is from RefSeq and is a predicted model, not a curated record. Gene Ontology annotation, cellular component: cytoplasm. NCBI's taxonomy places the organism in Eukaryota, Fungi, Ascomycota, Pichiomycetes, Serinales, Debaryomycetaceae. Gene Ontology annotation, molecular function: oxidoreductase activity; nucleotide binding. Gene Ontology annotation, biological process: NADPH regeneration.